Messenger RNA from Pseudophryne corroboree (corroboree frog), 6802 nucleotides. It is a transcript of the gene CD109, whose product is annotated as CD109 molecule. The transcript is spliced from 34 exons. The record is from RefSeq and is a predicted model, not a curated record. Gene Ontology annotation, cellular component: extracellular region. Gene Ontology annotation, molecular function: endopeptidase inhibitor activity. The coding region runs from base 239 to 4531 and encodes 1430 amino acids. NCBI's taxonomy places the organism in Eukaryota, Metazoa, Chordata, Amphibia, Anura, Myobatrachidae.
ACUCACUUGUGGCCAGGGCAUAUUUUCCACUUUACAGUACGAUUAGCUUACUUCACGUCUAAACUCAUCAGUCAGGGCGUGGUACAGCACAUACGUUGCUCUUCCUACACUCGCACAUCUUCCUGAAUCUUCGCGCCUGCUACUCCUCGGAACUCAGAAAAACGUCUAGAAAAUAAAGCCUGUGGGAAGUGCAGGAAUAUAAAACAUCCUGUGGAGAAGUUGGAGCUGACAGACGGAGAUGCUGCUGAACGGCCUGCUCAUUGCCCUUCAUGUUCUUUGUCUCUCUGCAUCAUCACAUGCUGCAGCAGGGUCCACGUUCCUGAUUACGUCUCCCUUAGACAUACGUCCAGGAUCAAAUUUUAUUAUCGGAAUUGACAUUCUACCAGAGAGCCCACCUUUAGUAAAAAUUGAAGCUGAAAUCCAAAAGGAUAAUGCUACACUACUUCAAGGGGAAGGACUGUUUCACAAUGGAUCCAUUGGCACACUGGUUCUUCCACAACUUCCACUGAAUAGCUUUUAUGGGAAAUAUGAUCUUCAUGUCAGAGGAUUUUCUGAGGGCAAAAUUAUAUUUUUCAAUACGAAAUCUCUUGAUUUCAAAUCCAAAAGUUUUUCUGUCUUCAUUGAAACAAACAGCGUCUUUUACAAACCUGCCCAAGAAGUGAAGAUUCGAAUUGUGACCUUUUCUGCUGACCUGAAGCCGUACACAUCUACCAUAGAUAUACACGUUAUGGAUCCACAUGGAAACUUAAUUGAGCAAUGGCUGGAGGAGAAAGCUGAGUUAGGAGUUGUAUCAAAUAGUUUCCAGCUAAGUGAUAAUCCAAUACUUGGAGAUUGGUCAAUAAAAGUAAAAUUACAUCACCAGCUUCAUUAUCAAACCUUUACUGUAGCCCAAUAUGUUCUACCGAAGUUUGAAGUUGUGCUAAACACACCCUCACAUUAUUCGAUAAAGAGUGCGUUGUUAGAAGGUGACGUCACAGCAAAAUAUACCUAUGGAAUGCCAGUAAAAGGAAAGCUGACUGUUACCUUAUUGAAUACAGCUGUUUAUCAGAGGAAAAACAAUAUCACCAAAAAUUUUGAGAUAAACGGUUAUUUAAAGUUUAGCUUCACUAAUUUAGAGAUGAAGAAGCUUCUAAGCUAUGAGCAUACACCAUCUGAUUCUGUAGCUACAACUUUCAGUGGUCCCGUCGAUGUUGUAGUCAUGGUCACAGAGGAUCUUACAGGUGUUACACAGAAUCAAUCUUCAAGUAUAUAUGUUAUUGUCAAAGAGUACUACGUUGAUUUUUACAACUAUCCUACAGUAUUGAAACCUAUGCUUAACUUCACUACAUAUCUUAGGCUCCGGAGAUAUGAUGGAAGAGAACUGACAGCAGAAGAGAGAGAGAAUGAUGUUUCUGUGACAGUAACUCAAUCAAAAAUGUUUUUUACUGAAGGAAAAUUCAACAAAAUGCUACCAGAUGAGAACAUGGAAUUAGAACAGUUUCAGACUUACUCUGUUCCAGAAAAUGGCAGAAUUCACAUGGAAAUACCUAUACAUUCUGAUACAAUUCAUUUAAAAAUAAAGGUAUCAUUUUUGGACAGUGUGAACUCUAUUGUUGUUGAUGAUUUAUUUACCUCACCAAAUAAAAUGUAUCUUCAGAUAGAAAAUACAAACCAGGACAUAAAGGUUGGCAUGCCGUUUACCCUAGAAGUAAAGAGCAAUGUCCCCUUGGAUGAAAUAAAAUAUCUGGUUGUCUCCCGAGGUCAGAUUGUUAGUGUUGGUAAAGGUAACUCAACGUCUCUAACACUGAAUCCUAAGAGCUCAUGGACUCCUGAGGCAUGCUUAAUUGUUUAUCAUGUAAUGAGGAAUGGCACAAUUACAAAUGAUGUUACAACCCUCUAUAUUCAACCCAACUUUGAAAACAAGAUUUUCAUUUCAUGGAACAAAGUACAAGCCAAUCCAUCUGAUAAGGUGUCUCUCAUGAUCAACGUUACUGAGCCAAAUUCACUGGUCGGACUUUCUGUCAUAGACAAAAGUGUGAAGUUAUUGGGAGAUAGGCAAGAACUUACUACAAAACGGAUAUCAGAUGAAUUGAGAGAUUACAGCACAACCAGUCCAGGGUUUAUUACUAAUUCGUUCCAUGUUUUUGAGAGAUGUAAUAUUGGGGUGUUUACUGAUGCCAUUCUUGAGCAGGAAGAUGCUUAUGAUAUAUUGGUUAAAACACAUUAUGAUGCUGAGAAAGACAUAUCAACCUGGCAUCCUUUUAAUUUUGGUGACCCUCGUAUCAGAUCUUCUUUUCCAGAGACGUGGAUUUGGAAAAAUAUUAACAUGGGAAGUGAAACAUUUGUAGUAAUAGACUCUGUUGUACCAGAUACCAUUACUUCAUGGAUCACAAAUGCGUUUGUGAUUUCAGAGAAUUUGGGGUUUGGAAUUUUGGAAUCUCCUUUGCAGCUGGAAUCCUUUCAGCCAUUCUUUGUUUCCUUGAAUCUUCCCAGUUAUAUUACCAGAGGAGAACAAUUUGUCUUGGAAGUUGUUGUCUUCAACUAUUUGGAAGACGAUACUGAGGUUUCUGUAACCCUUGAUGGAAGUGAUUCAUUUGAAAUCCAGUUAGCUGUGCUAAAUUCAACUGGAAGCCAACAGACUAUAUCAGUCCCAAGUCAGGAAGGAAAAAUAGUUUUCUUUCCAAUCAAACCAAUUCAGCUGGGCGAGAUUCCAAUUAUUGUUAAAGCAACAUCCUCACUUGCUUCAGAUGCAGUAACUCAAAAGUUGCUAGUUAAGCCUGAAGGAAUAGAACAUUCUUAUUCACAAACUUUGCUCUUGGAGCUGAUCAACAAUAAACCACAAACCAUUUCAACAGCUUUGAACUUUACAUUCCCUCCUGAUGUAGUACGUGGCAGUGAGAAGGCACUUAUCUCUGUUGUUGGUGAUAUUCUGGGACCUUCUAGUAGCAACUUGCAGACACUAAUUCAGCUGCCUACCGGAUGUGGUGAACAGAAUAUGAUCAGAUUUGCCCCUUGCAUCUUCAUAUUGGAAUAUUUAACUAAUACAAGACAGCUAAAUGAACUUGCUCCUAAACUGAUUUCUUACAUGAAAGAAGGUUACCAGAGAGAACUGAUCUAUCAAAGAGAAGAUGGGUCUUUUAGCGCAUUUGGAAAUGAUGAUCCUUCUGGAAGUACAUGGUUGUCUGCAUUUGUCCUGCGUUGUUUUCUAAAAGCACGGCAGUUUAUAUUAGUCGACCCUGUAGUGCUUCAUGAUACUCUUACAUGGCUUCUAAAGCACCAGAAGAAAAAUGGUGAAUUUUGGGAACCCGGAAGAGUAAUAAGCAGUCGACUGCAAGGAGGCGUUUAUAGUCCAGUUACUUUGACUGCGUACGUAAUGGCUGCUCUCAUUGAAUAUCCUGGACUCCUGAAUUCAUCUCAAAUAACAGCUUCUACAAAUUACUUGGAGUCUCAAAUGAAUGAAGUCAUCUCAGAUAACUACACUCUUAGUCUUGUGACGUAUGCACUGUCAUUGGUUGGAAGGAACAAAGCUAAAGAAGGUCUAGACCUUCUAAAUAACAGAGCAGAGCACACAGGUACUUUACGGUUCUGGAAAUCUCAUGUCCAAACAGUGCCUAAUUGGUGGCAACCAAGCUCAACAGAUAUAGAAGUAGCAUCAUAUGUCCUUUUGUCACAUGUAAUUCAGAAUCGUGUUGCUGAGGGGAUAGCAGUGAUGAAAUGGUUAAGUCAACAGAGAAACUACCUUGGAGGAUAUUCUUCUACCCAGGAUACUAUAGCAGCUUUGCUGGCAAUGUCUUCUUUUGCAUUCAAGUAUCCUGUCAGUAAACCGGAAUUACACAUCUCAGUGGAAGGAAACCAGAUGAAUUCUCCUACAAGUUUUAGAAUCAAUCCUCAAAAUCACCUGAUGCUUCAAACUAAACAGAUUACUGCUGGUGAAGAUAUCAGUGUUACAGUUAAUGCAGAGGGAGCUGGAUUUGCCAUAUUACAGCUUCACGUCAUCUAUAAUGUGAGAAAUUCUGUUUACCACAGAACACGUAGAUCUACUGCAAGUAAAGAGUUUUUUGAUUUAGGAGUUACUGUGCAUGAUAAGAAAAAUAUUAACGCUGUUACUUUAAAUGUGUGCACAAGAUACUGUGAAGUGGAAUCACGUGUUCAAACUGGAAUGGCUCUUUUACAAGUAGACUUACUCAGUGGCUUCACUUUGGCUCCAGAGGGUAUUUUAGUGAAACAUCCAGUUAAAAAAGUGGAAAAUGAUAAUGGCAAAGUCAAUAUUUAUUUUGAUUCUCUGAAUCAAACAGAAGUGUGCUUGGAUAUUCCUACUAUACGGGAUUCAUAUGUUGGCUAUACACAAGAUGCUUUUGUGACUGUCAUUGAUUACUAUGAGCCGGGAAGAAGGGCAUUAAGAAGCUAUAAUUCAGAAGUAAUGCAGAAGAUGUCCCCUUGUUCAUUCUGUAAAGAUGAAUGCAGCACUUGCUUAGAUAACAGUGCAUUUCAACCAUCAUCUGCCAAACAUCUUUCCUUAGUGUUAGUCAUAUUACAUGUGGCAUUCCUAUAAUCACGUACUGUACAAUAAUAGCACUGUUACAUUUUUGUGUAUGGAACACAAGUUGAUAUACUAUGGCACAAUACUGUAUAUGUCUUUCUUUAUGACUUACAGAACACAAAAAGUUGUAAAUGUUUUCAUAGAUGCAAAGUUCAUCAUUGGUUUGGAAUCGGAUACGCAAUAUUAUGUAACAAUAUUUUACUGCUUUCUGCUAGAUUUAUUUUAUAUCACAUUUUUCCAUAAACUUCAUAUAAAUAGUCAUCUAUAACCAGUAUGUUAGAGAGAAAAACAUUUAUUGCAGCACAAAUCAUUUUUCACUAUUAACAAUAGUCCUGCAGAUAUUGCUGAGCUUUUUUUUAUUAUUAUUACCUCUUUUUUUUCAUUAUUUAUCUAAAAAUACUGCCUGAUAAAUUGAUAUGUUUGACAACUAAAAUGAAAAAGUAAAUUUCAUGAAAAGUUGCUAGGACACAAAGAAAAUAUUGGUCGCAGAAUUAAUGAAUUUGUUUGAGUUCAUACUGCUGAAUAAAACCUUUCUGUAACCAUGUUUCCCAUGCUCUGCAGACAACACAAUGGCAUAAUGAUUACUAAUGAACUUCAUCAAUAGUCAUGAGGCAUGAUCAGUAAUGAGGUACUAGUUUAUAGUGAAUUAAUGCAUUAUCCUUGUUAAUAUUGGCUCAGCCCUCAAAUCACUUUAUUUAUUUUUAACCGUUCAACUUAUCUUUAGCAAACUAAAUAAAACUAAACUAUAAGAAUAAAUCCUAGAACUGGCUAGAAUGGUUCUGAGGUUUUGUAAUAUUACUUUAUUUUAGGGCAAUUUAGUUUUCCUUUUUUUAAAGUGCACUUUUCCAUUCUUUGAAGUAAAUGGAGUCUACGGCAAGAAUGCGUUUAAAUAUAGAAUUUUUCUUGCGUUCUAGUGUGAUUACUAGGCUAAGCAAAACGUUAUUGGCUUCUGUGAUUUUUAUGAUUUAGGAACCUAAUAGAUAAUGUGUGUGUGUGUGUGUGUGUGUGUGUGUGUGUGUGAGUGUGUGUGUGUGUGUGUGUAUUAGAGUUGCACAUAAGUGAAUUUAGGCAUUAUGUUGCAGUUCACGUAAAAUGAGUUACAUUACACCAGUAUUUUCACCUGCACAUAAAGGGUGGAAUUCAAAUGUUUGAAAAGUCGGUUGGGUGUCUGUUUUUUCCUGUCUAUUAGAUAGGAAAAAACAGACUCCCAACUGACUUUUCAAAUAUUUGAAUCUCCCCCAAAGGAUCUGACCGUUACAGUCCCUUGUGCUUAGGGAGGGGGAUCAGGAGCAUUCACAUUCUUGUCCACUGCUCUAAAGGUACAGGUGACACUUAAGCACAUCCCUUUCAAAUGUAUCUAUGUUGGGUUACAUCUAAUGUAUCUCUGAAAUGUAUUUCAUACCAAUAUUUGCGCGUAUACAAGAUGGGUGCAGGGUUUGAUUUGAUGCUAAUGACUACUAGAUUUCUGUUCAAUACACAUCUAAAUACCAGCUCUAAUGUUUCACGCGCAUAUUUGUGCAAGAGGCAAAUGCAGGAUUUGUAGAAGUGGUUUCCAAAUUAUUGAUAUAGGAACAAAAAUACUUUCUGCUAUAAUAAUGAAAGCGGAAAAAGUACUUUAAACCACUUUUGUUAAAUCAUAAGUAAGAACCAUACAGUAGAUCUGAGCUACAGAACAAUAACAGCGCACAUUUUGUUGAAGCUAAAGCUCAUUAACACACAGACAGAACCCCAUAAAAAUGAAUCAAACUGCAGAGAAAAGUGUAAAUGUAUCAAACUUUUUAAAGAAUGAAGUAGCCCAUAGUAACCAGUGACAAACGAUAGGGAAGGUGCAAGUUUCAAUGGUACGACCGAUGGUGAUUUCUAAAGACGCACCAGGUGGUAUUACAGCUUCUAUAGGCACUCAAAGUUGGUGUCUCAGUCCUUGCACAGAAAGGUACACCAGGUAAGGGCUUGGUAGCAAACUGCAUAGACACGGAUGCGGCUGUAUUCACCUCUAAAUAAGGCCCUUUCUGCACAUGUAUAAGCAGGCAUUUUUAUGUACAGCACUAAAUUGCCCAUAUGAACUUAACAACUCCCAAACACAAAAGGCCUAUAUUAAAACCCAAUAGAGCAGUAUCACAAAGAAGAAAUUAGAGGUCUACAAUCCACUUGAUGCUAUAUGUGGUUUUGAUUAACAGAGCACAAUUUUAUAUAGAAUUUGAUCUAUAUUAGCAGAAAGUUCUGUUGAGGUUGACUCAGAAGUGCUUGUAUAUUUUCCUCAUUAAAAUACUGUUUUUCUAUUUG